CCAACGGCGCAGACCGAGCGCCGUGGAGCCGCCGAGAGGUCGCGGGUGUUUCCCCCCCGUCCCCGCCGGGAUGAGCCAUCGCCACAGCCACCGCCGCGGCCCCCGGGCCGACAUGGUGCCCGAGAUCGCCGCCGCCGUGGGCUUCGUGUCCGGCCUGCUGCGGACGCGGGGCUGCGUCAGCGAGCAGCAGCUACAGGUCUUCAGCGGGGCGCUGCGGGAGGCGCUCACAGAGCACUACAAGCACCACUGGUUCCCCGAGAAACCCUUCAAAGGCUCCGGGUACCGCUGCAUCCGCAUCAACCACAAAAUGGACCCCAUAAUCAGCAAGGCCGCGAGCCAGAUCGGACUGAGCCUCCCACAGCUCUACCAGCUCCUGCCCAGCGAGCUCACGCUCUGGGUGGAUCCCUACGAGGUCUCCUACCGCAUCGGAGAGGACGGAUCCAUCUGCGUCUUGUACGAGGCAGCGGCCGCCAAACCCCCCAGCUCCUACGGGAUGCUCACCUGCAAGAACCAGAUGAUGCUGGGCCGUACCAGCCCUUCCAAAAACUACAUCAUGACUGUCUCCAGCUAAAGAAAAAAACCACCAAAAAAAAAAAAAAAAAAAAAAAAACCCAAAACAACAACAAAAAAGCCAACAAAAAAACCAACAAAACAAAAAACCACCAAAAAAAAAAAACAACAAACCAAAACCAACAAAGAAAUCUCCUCUUUGUCCUUACACUGCCAAGACACAGGCUACUGUAAUACCUCCAGCUGAGGAUCUAUUUUUAAGAUGAAGAACUAUUUAUAUAUUUUUAAAAAAAAGAAACAAAACAAAAAACCUCCAGAAAAUCCAAAAUUAAAAUACCAGGCGCCGCUCUGAGCCGAGGCGGUGCCCCAGGUGCCUUUUCUAAAGCUGUUGCAAGCUUGUGAGUUCGUUUUUAUUUUACUUUUUUUGUUGUUGCUUUUCCUUUUUUAUCGUGAAGCCGAGAUCUACCUAAUUUAGUGUCGGAUGGCAAUUUUGGGGCUGGCUUUGCUCCCCUGAGCGCCUCAGAAUGGGGGGUGAGGGGGCAAAGCCAGGCUGGGCAGCGUGGCUGAGGUGUCACCUGGUGCUGCUGUUGCUGCAUCCCCAGGUGUUGCAGCAGUGCUGGAGAAAGGAGGGGAGGUGCUGCUUUUCCCCUCCCCAGCUGCUCUGACCUCGCUGGGGCCUGGAUUUGGUGCUGCCUCGGGGCUGGGUGAUUGUGGGGACGCUGAGAUCCCUCUCCUGGAGCCACUCUGGGAGCGCUGCAGCUCUGCCCCGCUCCCAGCCUGUCCCCAACCCCUGGCAUUGUCGGGGAAGGGAUGUGGAGCACGGCAGGGAUGCGCUGGGAAUGUCCCCAGGGUGACUCGUGGUGGCACUGGAGGGGUGUUCCUGGUGCUGCCAGUCCCCUGCUGUCACCCACCCGGAGCAGGGUGCUCCAGACCCCGGACCAGCUGUGAAUUCCAAAGCUUUUCUGCUCCGUGGGGCUCAGACACCAGCCCAGCCCUGCCCUGGUGGCCUCUCCGUGCCCCAGGGGCUGCUGCCGCCUCCUCUCCGUGUCCCUUCUCCCGAAGAUCCGAAGCCACUCCUUGUCCUGCCGAGGUUGGUGUGUGACACCCCCUUUUUGCUGCCCUUUAUCCUCAAAUUGGGGGUUUUUUUCGGGAGGAGGGGGAUUUUCUGUGUGGGAUUUUCAGAUGUUUUGGUGCCCUGAUGUUGCUUUUUGAAGCCGCAGCACUUCCCUGUCCCCCUCCCCUGCCCCCUUGGGAAAGGGAUUUGGGUCCCACCUCUUUGGUACAAAACUUUUUGCACAAUUCAAUUCCUGCUCCUGCCCGUUUCCUUGGGCACUCCCAGCGUUCAGGGAGGCUCUGCCCAGGCGUUGUUUGGGAUUUGCCCUUUAAACCCCAAACUUGGUGGGAGCUGAAGGCCUUAAACUCCACCUGCCAGCUGGGAAGGAGCCUUUUUCUGGGAUAUUGCCUUUUUCCCAACCCCCUGGUGCUCCCCCAGGAUCCUGGGAGAAGAUUGGGGCACGGAUGUGCUCGGUUGUAGCAAAACUUCCCGGAUUUUUCUCUCAGCGCGCUUUGAACCUUCCCCUUUUCCUGACCUGGCAAAACCGGAGUUGUUCUCACCCAGCCCACGAUGAUUCAAGUUCUCAGACAUUUGUGCAAUAGAUUUCCAAAUCCUGGGUGCUCUGGGAGAGGAAGGAAGUUCCCAUUAUUUAAUAAAUUAAAGAACCCAGCCCUGACUUCGAAAAUUCAGAUUUUUUUUUUUUUUUCCCCUCUGCAAGCUCCAAACCCUCAAGUCCAGAACUGGAAAAUCAGCCUCAAUCCUCAAAUCCUUUUUUUUUCCCUAAACAUCAGGCUGUUGUUUGUGCCAGAGGAGAUCAGAGCGGAGUCUGGAGUUGCAUCACUUCCUCCUUCACUCGAGUUUCUCACGUCAGCAAAGCAGAAACGAAGCACUGGGGGCUUUUCCCGGGGUGAACUUGUGCAAUAAAGGUGACCUCACCCACAGGGCAGCACCUGGCAACGGCCAGAAAAGCAAAUUCAUUCCCUUUUCCAGGAAAAGACACCUCAGUGCUGCUUUUUUUUCUUUUUUUUUUUCUUUUUUUGGUUUGUUUUUGGCUGGAGGGAAUCCUCCCUUCACCUGCCUGACGUGGAGAAGCUCGGGAUGGAGGAGCUUUGGGCUGGCACUUCCCUGGCUCGGAAUUUGGGCAGGAUCAAAGCAGCCCUGAAGAUUGCCACCCCCACCUCCCCUCUUUAUUCCUCCCCUCUUCCCAAACUUUUCCAGGACUUUCCCACCAAAGGAACAUCCCAGAACCGAAACAGCCUCAUUUCUCCUCAAGGUGUCCUUUUUUUCUUUUUUCUUUUUUUAAGCCUCAAAACCAACCAAAUUUGGGUAGAAUCCACUUCUCUCUCGUAGCUGGUGACACAAAAAGCUGUGAAUUCUUGUGCUCUGUUGCCUUUUGCCUCCAAGCCUGAUGUGAUGUGGACUUUGAGACAGCGUCUUUUUCAAGGGGGUUUCUGUCAUUAUUAUUAUUAUUAUUAUUUUAUUUGAAUUUUUUUUUCAACCAAGCUGGACUGUUGAACGGGACCUGCUUUUUUUUUUUGGGGGGGGGGGGGUUUCCUUUCCUUUUUUUUUUUUUUUUGUUUUUGUCGUUUAUUUGGUGAAAAUGGUCGGAAUUCUGCGAGGGAUCGCAGCAGGGAGUGGCUGGUUCCUGAUGUACAGUAGUGUUUCAUACCCACAGUGUACAGAUCCGGAUGCUUUUUGUUACUUUAAUAAAAAUGUAGCGUUGGAA
This is a messenger RNA of Corvus hawaiiensis (hawaiian crow), 3290 nucleotides long. It is a transcript of the gene BTG2, whose product is annotated as BTG anti-proliferation factor 2. The record is from RefSeq and is a predicted model, not a curated record. The transcript is spliced from 2 exons. Gene Ontology annotation, biological process: negative regulation of cell population proliferation; negative regulation of mitotic cell cycle. The coding region runs from base 71 to 571 and encodes 166 amino acids. Gene Ontology annotation, cellular component: cytoplasm; nucleus. Lineage: Eukaryota; Metazoa; Chordata; Aves; Passeriformes; Corvidae.